AUGUCAUAUCCACCUGUUCCUCUGCCAAAUGGCCAAAAUCUUACAGCUACCCUGCAUAGCAAUUCAUACCCCGCUAUCGACUCCGCCACGAAAUCUAACCACAGCAAACAUAUAGUUUUCAUUACAGGUGCUUCGAAAGGUGUUGGCAGAGCUACAGCUAUAUCAUUCGCGAAAGCCGGAGCUGAAGGGAUUGCUAUCGGUGCACGUUCAGAUCUAUCUUCACUCGAGACAGAAAUCCAAGAGGCAGCAAAGGCGGCAGGAAAGGUCCCACCAAAAGUCUUAUUGAUCAAGCUUGAUCUGCUCAAUCACCAGAGCGUCAAAGAUGCUGUUGAAAAUGUCGAGAAGAGUUUCGGGCGAUUGGACAUUUUGAUCAACAAUGCGGGACACUUAGCGAACAGUCAAUCGAUAAUUGAUUCAGAUCCUGACGAUUGGUGGCAGACAUUCGAAGUCAACAUACGUGGUGUAUAUUGGAUGACACGUGGAUUUCUCCCUUUGAUGUUGAAGGGCGGACUAAAGACAAUCGUCAAUGUAGCUAGUACCGGAGCCAAUUCAUUACGACCUGGAGCUAGCGGGUAUCAAACGUCGAAGUUCGCAUUACUUAGAUUCACAGAGUUUACGAUGACGGAGUAUGCGGAACAAGGAAUACUGGCUUAUUGUGUACAUCCUGGUGCUGUUGCUACGGAUAUGGCAAAGAAAUUGCCGGCAUAUCUUCAUGAAGUCUUGAGGGAUAAUCCAGAAGUUGCGGGCGAUUCCAUGUGCUUCUUAUCACAAGAGAGGAGAGAAUGGUUAGCUGGGAGGUAUAUAAAUUGCACUUGGGAUAUUCCAGAGUUCUUGGGUAAAGAAAAAGAUAUCGUGGAAAACGAUAAAUUAAAGGAGAGAAUGCUAUUCUAG
Sclerotinia borealis F-4128 is the source of this 891-nucleotide messenger RNA. Lineage: Eukaryota; Fungi; Ascomycota; Leotiomycetes; Helotiales; Sclerotiniaceae. The record is from the annotation of a GenBank genome assembly.